Paramecium sonneborni is the source of this 652-nucleotide messenger RNA. The record is from the annotation of a GenBank genome assembly. Lineage: Eukaryota; Ciliophora; Oligohymenophorea; Peniculida; Parameciidae.
AUGAAUUAACCUAGAAGCUAAAGUAUGAGAGUUGAUAUAUCAAAUGGAUAAUCAUAAUUAAAUAAAGAAAUAGUUACUAAAUUAAAAUCUUUAAACCCAUCUUCAUUUGUUACUUAUGAAGUCUUAGAUCUAUUUUUUACACAAUUAUAGUCAAUUUUAAAAGAAAUAUAAAUCAAAUAGGAAGAUCAAGAAAGAAUUUUUAUUUAUUUCAAAAAAAUUAAUGAAUUUGAAAAUAAGCUUGUCGCUUUAGAGUAAUUAGUUAAUAGAAUAGCUUAAGUGGUAAUACCUCUUCAAGAAGAAUUAAUUGAAAAAGUUUCAAAAGGUUAAACAUAACAAUAAACAAUAGAAAAAUAUUUUUAAACUUUUCCAUAAUAAUUAGAUCUUAUAUUAAAUGAUAGAUUUAGCUUUCUUGAAAAUUAAAGCAAUCAUUAUUCAAAAUAAUUUAAAAAUAUAGAAGAAGAUAUAAAUGAAGUUUAAAAUCAUGUAUUUGAUCCUUUAUUUUUAGAUAAAAAAACAAGAUAAUGAUAUUUUAAUCCUUUUAAAAUCUUAUAAGGAAUUAUUAUCAAUUGAUCCUCAAUACAAAUAACUAAAAUAAUAAUUAAAUAUAAUUAGUGAAGGUCUAAAUGAUAUAAAAUAGCACAUUUUUUUGUGA